Molecule: messenger RNA, 2309 nt
Organism: Micropterus salmoides (largemouth bass)
Lineage: Eukaryota; Metazoa; Chordata; Actinopteri; Centrarchiformes; Centrarchidae
Product: extracellular serine/threonine protein kinase FAM20C-like
Exons: 11
Coding region: 148-1833 (561 amino acids)
Biological process (GO): protein phosphorylation
Cellular component (GO): Golgi apparatus
Molecular function (GO): phosphotransferase activity, alcohol group as acceptor
Source: RefSeq, a predicted model, not a curated record
GUAGCAGUAGAGAAAAAAAGUAGAGAAAAGUACAAACAACUGGGUAAAGGCUGACUGGAUACUGGAUAGGGUCCCAUCAUAUCCUACUGGGAAACAACAGCAGCAGGGUGACAGAAAGCAUUUUAAAAGGAAGGACGCUGUGUUAGGAUGAUGUGGCGUAUGCGCUGUCGCUCCAGGACAAUCUGUCUGUCCUUGGCCUUCAUCGCCAUUUUCCUCCACCUCCUCCUGGUGUUUGUCUCUCUUCCCAUUUACCACCAGCCUUGUAACCUCCCACUGCCACCCAGGACACAAAUCUUGAGAGACCUGGCAAGUGCAAACUACAACUCUGUGGGGAUCAGUGUUCCAGCUGAGCCACAGACUAAAACCACACAUAGAGAUUCUUCCAAUAAAGGUGCCAAUGAGGAUGCCAAAGGUCAUGUGCGAACACUUUCUGACGUGUUCUCAUUAGUGAAAGAAGGUAGAAAUGCCACUGUGAACAUGCCAGACAAUGCGGGUCGCCAUGGUACCAACCGAGCUGAAUCUGUGGAGUCUGGGCUGUCAAAGCUAGAGGCCCUGUUUGACCAUCCUCUUUACAAUAUGCCCAGCCCUUCUAUCCCUGAGGAGGACUGGCUUUUGAAAGUGAAAUCAAAGGUCAAGGCUAGUGAGAAGAGCUCCCAGAUGUGGGUGAGUGCUAGCCAGGAAGGCUACGACAACGUCGAGUGGAACAUCAACAGUGAUAGCCAUCCUCCAUGGCUGCGCUUCCACCUGAGCAUCUCCCGCUGGCAGCUGUACCGUCAUCGGGACCCCAACAUGGAGCCACUGACCCGGCAGCUCGCCACAGACCGCAUUGUCAGUGCAGUGCAGAAGUCUGGAGGGACGCAACUUAAGCUCGUGAUGUCAUUUCCUAACUAUGGACAAGCCAUGUUUAAACCCAUGAAGCAGGCGAGAGAUGAAGAGACCAAUUAUAACCUCUUCUACUUCUCUGACUUUGAGAGACACAAUGCAGAAAUUGCAGCUUUUCACCUGGACAGAAUUUUGGGUUAUAGGAGAGUCCCUCCAGUGGUUGGGAGACUGGUGGAUGUGGUCAAGCAGAUCAAAGACGUCACUACCGACCACAAGCUGGCCCGAACCUUUUUUACCUCCCCUGUGGGUAAUGUGUGUUUCUAUGGCCAGUGCUCCUACUACUGUUCAACAGAGCACGCUGUGUGUGGCCGCCCCAGAAACCUGGAGGCCUCCUUGGCUGUCAUGUUGCCGGAUCUCUCCCUGGCGGCUCGCAGGACCUGCAGAUCCCCGUGGAGACGCUCCUACAGCCGCAGCAAGCUGGCAAUGUGGGAGUCAGACGCAAACUACUGUUCAACAGUGAAAAAGACCCCGCCGUACGACAAAGGCACAAGACUAGUGGACUUCAUAGAUAUGGUCAUACUGGACUUCUUGAUGAGUAACAUGGACAGGCACCAUUAUGAAACUUUUGAGAAGUUUGGCAACAAUACUUUCCUACUACACCUUGACAAUGGGAGAGCAUUCGGGCGUCACUCCAAAGAUGAGCCUUCUAUCCUAACUCCUCUAAAACAGUGUUGCAGAAUCCGUCGAUCUACCUGGCUACGCCUCCGUCUGCUUUCUCUGCCUCAGUAUCGUCUCAGCGAUGUAAUGAGGGCCUCGCUCUCCCAUGAUCCUCUUCAUAGUGUGGCUGCACUGCUGUCAGAUCCCCACCUCGCUGCUCUCGAUCGGCGCUUGAAAACUGUGCUUAAGACUGUUAGUCAUUGCCAAAAGAGACGGAGUGAAGAUGGGGGUGAUGAUGAGGUCAUUUAUGACGACAUUAUCAACUUGAAAGAUAUGGUCACACCUGCUGGGUAGGAUGGCCUGAUCUCUGAUAACUGGUGACAAACAGUGUGAUUUUAGUUUUUGUAAUUUCUUGUUUGCAUUCUGUGACAAUAAUAAUUUCUCUCUAUGUUAAAAUACUGCUUUGACCGUCUUGACCUGUGUUGCUCCAUUUCAAAGUCGGCUUACAGAUAAUGUUAGAUGUACUUGUUUCAGUAAAAUCCCACAAUUUGAGCCCUCGUGCUAUUCUUAAGAAUUCUAUAACUUGGUGUUGUCUUUACUUGUUUCCUUGUUUUUUCAGUGAAUAUUUACCAAUUGUUUUUUUUCCAUAUUUGAAAUAUGAAUAUUUAAAAAACUUUUUAUUGACAUUGACUGUUUGAAAUGUAAUGUUCACAAUGAUGAAUGAAUUUAUCACACUAAAACACAAACUGACUGACAAAAAAAAACAAAAAAGACAACUAAAGAAAUUCAACUUAUUAAGGAAUAAUAAAUAAAUAGUCCUCAGAUUCUGA